AUGGCACCACCUCAGAAACCGGAAACGUUUAUGCUGAGCAGCGAGGCCCAGCAAAGCCUACCGCAAGAUGCUCAAGUAGCUCUGCAACAGGUCGAUAAUCUAAAAUACUUUUUAAUAUCAGCUCCCGUUGACUGGACCCCUGAUCAGUAUAUCCGUCGAUUCCUUCUUCCCACCGGCGAAUAUGUUUCUUGCGUUUUAUGGAACAACCUCUUUCACAUCUCCGGCACCGACAUUGUGCGAUGCCUCUCCUUCCGAUUCCAGGCGUUUGGGCGACCAGUGAAGAACUCGAAGAAGUUUGAGGAAGGUAUCUUUUCGGAUCUGCGAAACCUGAAGUCUGGGACCGAUGCUUCAUUGGAGGAGCCGAAGAGUGCCUUUUUGGAUUUCCUGUACAAGAACAACUGCAUUCGAACACAAAAGAAGCAGAAGGUCUUCUACUGGUAUAGCGUUCCCCAUGACCGGCUGUUCCUCGAUGCUCUCGAGAGAGACCUCAAGCGAGAGAAGAUGGGUCAGGAGGCCACGACUGUCGCCGUCAACGAACCCGCCUUGUCAUUCGAAUUUGACUCGUCGCAGUCACUGUUCGAGCAACUCACCAAGGCCCAACAAGCCAACUCGUCUUCUUUCUCCGCGCAACAACCGUCAUUUUCCCAAUCCCAAUCUCAAUCCACCUCGCCUGUCAUGAGAGCAAUCGAUUCGAUGCCCCCACCACAGAUGAUCCCCCAGACGAUGGGAGCAAUGCCAGAAGAAAUGAACAAUAUCGCUGCCUACGGACAAAUGGCGAUGCCUCAAAACAUGGCGCAGCAAGUAGUGAAGAGAGAAGCUGAUUUUGGUCGGGUUCAGUACAAUCAAAAUGGCGUUCCAAUUUCGCAAACACACCAACGGCACUCUUCCAUGCCUGCUUACGGUCUUGAGUACUCACCCGCCCCAUCGUUUGUCUCGUCGCACUAUGAAGACUACAGCAAUCGCGGUAUCUCGUUCGAGCCUAUUACGCCGCCACAACAGGCUCUUGGCAUUGGUGCCGAACCUGCAUACAUUGCCAAUGAAGAAACUGGCCUUUAUUCCGCAAUUCCCGACCACAUGGCUGGCGUUAACGGCCUCAAUGGGAUGAUGCAGCUCCCGCCUUCCAACUUGUCUGGCCCCCAGUUUUCUCACGCCACUCGAGGAUAUGGCGCCAAUAACGUCUACUCGGUAAUUGAAGGGUCGCCAACCUACAAGCAAAGACGGAGGCGGUCGUCGAUUCCUCCUGGAGUUGCUGCAAUCGUUGCUGCUGCUGCCGCUGGGCACAACGCCCAUACAGCUCACCGACCUUCCGACCUCAGACGCUCGGUUUCUACUUCAGUAGGACCGGUUGCCGAGGGUGAUGAGUCUGGAAACAACUCUCCUCCAGAGUUAACAUACAGCAACCAGGUGCAACAAAUGGCACAACAUCACAAGGAACUUUUGGAUCUGUCGCGCCACGGGACUCCUCUUUCUACAGUCGAGGACAGUCCCGCCAUGAACCCACUGGCGCUCCAAAACAAUGAUUUCAACCAAUUGUCGAAUGAAGAGCUGUCUGGUGAUGGGUCCAUUCAUGACUCCCCGCAAAGACACAAUAUGCAAGGAGCAAACGGUGCUGUAAGAAGAGCGAGGAGCGCAACUAUGAUGGAGCUUGGCCCUUACCCGCAAAAAUCCCACUCCUGCCCUAUUCCCACCUGUGGUCGUCUGUUCAAGCGUCUAGAACAUCUCAAGAGACAUGUGCGAACGCAUACUCAAGAGAGACCUUACAUCUGCCCCCAUUGCAACAAGGCAUUCUCCCGCUCAGACAACCUGGCACAACAUCGUCGAACACAUGAUCGCGGUGAAGGUUCAGAUGGCCCUUAUGGCAGUUACAGCGGAGAAGAGGAGGAAUACGAAGGGGAGGACAACCUCGCCCCUCUAGAAGAACCUUCGCCAAACUCCGAGAAUGGCUACCUUCCUACCACAAUGUCUCAGAGUUACCAUGGCCUACCAUCCAUGGCAAUGAACAUGCCGGGUUCCGGCAUGGCAACUCCAAGUCAGCUCAUCAAUGCUCAACAUUUGAUGCAAUAG
This is a messenger RNA of Venustampulla echinocandica, 2064 nucleotides long. RefSeq names its product C2H2 and C2HC zinc finger. The coding region runs from base 1 to 2064 and encodes 687 amino acids. The record is from RefSeq and is a predicted model, not a curated record. Gene Ontology annotation, cellular component: nucleus; Tec1p-Ste12p-Dig1p complex; Ste12p-Dig1p-Dig2p complex. Gene Ontology annotation, molecular function: DNA-binding transcription factor activity. Gene Ontology annotation, biological process: regulation of DNA-templated transcription; sexual reproduction. Lineage: Eukaryota; Fungi; Ascomycota; Leotiomycetes; Helotiales; Pleuroascaceae. The transcript has 5 exons.